AUGUCUCGUUAUCGUUCUUUGAAUCCCUUCGCAACAACUCACUCGGAUUCCGGUUCCGGUUCCGAUUCCGACGUUGACUCACUGAGUCAAUUCGUCACCGAUCUCUUCGAAAAUCGUUCCCCCGCCGAUCCGGUUUGUCCCUGGGAUGACAACGAUGAUGAGGAUGAUGAUGAAAGAGACAUAAACCCGUUCUCUGAUUUUGCUUGCGAUCGAGAUGAACCAGAAUUAGAAUUAGGGUUAGAUUUAGGGUUUGGAGAUGAAAUUGAAACUCGGUAUAACGAUAAUUACGAUGAUGUUUUUGGUUUUUCAGUGAGUGGUGGUAAUUCCACUCGGGUUAGGGUUAUUGGAUUUGGUUCUGAUUCGGAAUCGAGUGGGCACGGUGAAGAAUUUGGUUAUGAGGGAAGAAACGAUGAGGAUGGUGAUGAGAGGGUUAGUGGAUUGUUUUGGGAUAGUCUUUGUUUGGAGGAUCAUAGGAGUAUUUUGAAUGAUUGGGAGGAAGUGGUUGAGGAGAGGGUGAAUGAGGUUGAAGAUUCUUCUGGUAUGUUGAUUGGUGAAGUUGAGGUUGAGGUUGAGGUUGAUGAUCGAUCAGUGACGUCUGGGUUCGAGGAGGAAAUAGAGGAGGAACAAGGGGAAGAGGCGCUGCGGUAUUUGGAAUGGGAGAUUCUAUUGGCUUUUAACAAUUUAGAGAGGAGUGGUGGAUUGGAACACGACGACGAGAAUAUUAAUAAUUUGUAUUUAGCUGUUCAGGAAGGUUUUAUUUCGGGAAAUGCUGAUUAUGAUAUUCUUUUCAGUCAGUUAUUGGAGAACGAGAGUGGUGUGAAGGGUAGUCCACCGGCCGCGAAGAGUUUUGUGGAGAAUCUCCCUUUGGUGAAAUUGACCGAGGAGGAGUUGGAAAAGAAGGAUGUUAUGUGUGCCAUUUGUAAAGAUGAGGUGAUGGCGGGAGAGAAGGUGAGGAAGCUACCUUGCUCACAUUGUUACCACGGAGAUUGUAUUUUGCCGUGGUUGAAUAUUCGCAACACGUGUCCUGUUUGUCGGUUCGAGUUGCCUACUGAUGAUGCUGAUUACGAGCAAAAUAAGGUUCAAAGAACUGCCCGUGAUCUGUUGGAUUUUGCAGGAUAG
This is a messenger RNA of Vicia faba (fava bean), 1119 nucleotides long. Lineage: Eukaryota; Viridiplantae; Streptophyta; Magnoliopsida; Fabales; Fabaceae. The record is from the annotation of a GenBank genome assembly.